GCUGGUGCAUCAGGAAAAACAUUCCGUGUCCAUGUGUCAAAAUUAGUUCACUCAAACUCUAUUUCACGCGCAGGAGCCUUUUCGAAAUUCGCAUUUCAUAAAGCUAACAGUAACUGAGAUGGAUACCGAAGCGGAUCUCUUCUAUCGUCAGCUGCCCAAAGUGGAGUUACACGCACAUCUCAAUGGUUCCGUCAGUUUUGAAACGAUGGAGACGCUUAUAAAGCGCAAGCCGCAUCUAAACAUCGAGCACAGCAUGACGGCCAUCCGCCGCGGACAGCGCCGAUCACUGGACGAGUGUUUUCAAGUGUUUAAAGUGAUUCAUCAGCUGGUUGAUUCAGAAGAGGACAUUCUAAUGGUUGCCAAAGCAGUCAUUCGAGAGUUCGCGGCAGACGGUGUAAAAUAUUUGGAGUUGCGUAGCACGCCACGGGAAGUGACUGAAACAGGUCUCACUAAAAAAAGAUACAUUGAAACUGUGCUGGAAGCCAUCCGGCAGUGUAAACAAGAGGAAGUUGACAUCGAUGUCAGGUUUCUCGUGGCCGUGGACCGCAGACAUGGGCCUGUGGUUGCCAUGGAGACAGUGAAGCUAGCCGAGGACUUCCUGCUUUCCAGCGAUGGAGUAGUAGUUGGACUUGACCUCAGCGGAGACCCAACAGUCGGUCAUGGAAAAGAUUUGCUCUCUGCUCUUGAAAAAGCCAAGAACUGCGGUCUGAAGCUGGCACUACACCUCUCAGAGGUUCCUUCUCAGAGAGAAGAGUCUGAGCUGCUGUUGAACUUACCUCCUGAUAGAAUCGGCCACGGAACCUUCCUGCAUCCUGAGGUCGGCGGGUCUGACAGUCUUGUGGAUAAAGUCUGCAAACAAAAUAUUCCUAUUGAGAUCUGUCUGACCUCUAAUGUGAAAGGUCAAACAGUGCCUUCAUAUGACAAGCAUCACUUCCACUACUGGUAUAAGAGAGGACAUCCUUGUGUUCUUUGUACGGAUGAUAAGGGUGUAUUCUGCACGGAUCUGUCUCAGGAGUACCAGCUGGCGGCCUCCACCUUCGGUUUGACUCUGGAGGCUGUGUGGAUGCUCUCCCAGCAGGCCAUUGGAUACACCUUUGCCCCCGAGCCAAUCAAACAGAGGCUGGAGAAGAAGUGGGCGGAGCUCAAACAGCAGAUCCUCCAGUGAGGAACGACAGCUGUAAAACUUCACCAACAGUCCUACCUCAGAGUUUGCCAAACGGUGGUUUGUCAAACGCGAAAGCACACAGUUGCAGCUAAUACAGUUUCCUCCAUUUCAAAGCACUGCAUUAAUAUCUGAUCUAAUACAUACAUGUUGUAUGAAACACCAUGGACUGUUUAAAUUAAAUUGAUUUUAAUAUUUAUAAUAGAUUAUUGAGGAUUUCUUGAAUAUUGGUAUUGUUUAUUAACACAACAGUAUUAAAUAUAAGUAUUAAUUAUACAAGUAGUGUGAAAGUGAUUUAUUUUGUAUUACAUUUUCAGCUUAAACGGUUGCACUCAUUAAUAAAUACUUAUGAUUGAAAUGUAAAAUUAUUAAUCAAACCCUGAAACUAAAAACAAUAAGUUCAUGUCUACUGCGUAAAAGGCACAUUUUUUGUGCAUUUUAAAUUUCCUCUAUUUCAAAACAAUGAUUAUUGAAGGUCCUCCAAUAUUAAUUUAGUUAUUAAUU
Molecule: messenger RNA, 1666 nt
Organism: Puntigrus tetrazona (Sumatra barb)
Lineage: Eukaryota; Metazoa; Chordata; Actinopteri; Cypriniformes; Cyprinidae
Product: adenosine deaminase-like protein
Exons: 11
Coding region: 119-1165 (348 amino acids)
Biological process (GO): inosine biosynthetic process; adenosine catabolic process
Molecular function (GO): adenosine deaminase activity
Source: RefSeq, a predicted model, not a curated record